AUGGGUUCGACUCAGUUCGGGAAUUUCAACGACUUUUGUCGCGAUUCUACCCUUCCAGUCUGCAAUCUUUUUGUACCCAACAACCAGCCCCCUAAUGUUGCAUUUGAUGGGUGCGAGCUCGUUGGAAUCCCACUUAGCGGUGGCCGAAACCUUGCGAACCUCGGGUCUAUAUUGCUCGCGUUUAUAAGCAUCCUUGUCUCGUUAGUUUUAGUAUGGCGAUCGGAUCGGAAACAAGCCGCUGUUGGGCGGAGGGAAAUGCAGAUAUUCCUGCUGGGCUUUGCCGUCAUCGAGAUUUGCGAAAUAUUUACCGUCGGUGGUUUUCCCCUUGACGAUAAUGUUCGAAAGGGUUUCUCAGCAGUGCACGUUGCUGCGAUUACGGCGACCUGCUGGAUUCUUUUCCUAAACGCCUUGGUUGGCUUCCAAUUCCUCGACGAUGGCACCCCUGCUUCACUAGGACUGUUUCUCUUCUCUGCCGGAAUUUUAUUCAUCGGUACGGGGUACAUCGCCUUGGACACUGCUUUCAACUGGACCGGCACUUUUGCGACAACCGAGACCAAUAAUUAUCGAAACAUCGCGCUCUAUGUAUUAUACCAGCUCUUCCCGCUCGUUUGUCUGUUCGCAUUCUUUGCCCUGGAAGCAUACCUAGUGGUUCGCGUACUUGGGGAAUUCCGACCAAUGUUGUAUCUCUUCGCGACCACGAUUCUUUUCGCCAUUGGUCAAAUAUUCAACUACGUUAUCAGCACCCACCUCUGCUCGGCGACAAGCGGAAAGAUCAACGGUGCAUUGUUCGAGACCCUUUUUACAUUAAUCUCGGUUGUUGUGCUUUGGAUUUUCUGGAGCAGCAUCACAGAAGAUGACUGGCCCAUGCCAAUGUCGCAACCCGUGCCGGGAUACAGCUAA
This is a messenger RNA of Aspergillus puulaauensis, 900 nucleotides long. Its product is annotated as chitin synthase export chaperone. NCBI's taxonomy places the organism in Eukaryota, Fungi, Ascomycota, Eurotiomycetes, Eurotiales, Aspergillaceae. The transcript is spliced from 7 exons. Gene Ontology annotation, cellular component: endoplasmic reticulum membrane. Bases 1 to 900 code for a protein of 299 amino acids. Gene Ontology annotation, biological process: protein folding. The record is from RefSeq and is a predicted model, not a curated record.